Molecule: messenger RNA, 7966 nt
Organism: Podarcis lilfordi (Lilford's wall lizard)
Lineage: Eukaryota; Metazoa; Chordata; Lepidosauria; Squamata; Lacertidae
Source: the annotation of a GenBank genome assembly
GCGCCGGAAGCGAAGGGAAGAGAGCGGCGCUCCAUGCAGACCGCGAGCGCGCGCGUGGCUAUAGCAGGUCGGGAGCCCCCGGCUGCUCCGGCUGCUCCUCCCGCGUUGCCAUGGCCGGCAUCCUCUUCGAGGACAUCUUCGACGUGAAGGACAUCGACCCCGAGGGCAAGAAGUUCGACAGGGGUGAGAGGCAGGCGCUCGUUUUCCAACCUCGGGGGCCACAGUGGUCCUUUUCCUGCGGGGGGUGGGAUGGAUGACCUUUGGAGGGUCCCCUCUUUCAUUCUUCCCGUGGUCCUAUCCUUCCCCGUUUCUGUCUGCCCACCCUGCUCCUGGACACGGAACCUCAUCCUUGCUUCCCUGCCCGCCUGCCUGUAGGCUGGUCGAUUUAUACUGUGUUAGUUUUAUGAUGUUAGCCUCCCUGAGCCCGGGGAGGGCGGGGUACAAAUAAAAAAUAAUUAUUGUUAUUAUUAUCUACAGUAAGCCCACAGCUUAAGCAAUGUGUGUGUGAUGGAUCGCACCCAAAGCCAAAGGCAUUUAUAGUCGAAACCCAAUGGGUGCAAUGGCGGGUAGGAUUGCUCCCCCUUUAAAAAAUUUUUUGCCUUGGGCGCAGCUGAACACACACAAGUUAAAUGUACCUAAGUUGCAGGCUUCCUGCAUUUACAUGUGCAGUGUACCCUUUCUUUUUCUCCUCCAAGGCUCUUGAGGUGGAGUGUUCUUGAUUUCUUUCUCUCCCUUCCCCUCAUCCCCCAGUUCCCCCCUCCCAUUUUACUCUUGCAAACUACCCUGUGAGGCGAGUUUGGUGGGUUGUGAUAACGGCUCUGAGCUUUAUGGUUGACGGGGAAUUCAAAUCUGAAUCUCUCCACACACCACCCAGCAUCCUAUUUAUUUAUUUCUAUUGAAUGGAGAAGGCCCUCUCCGCCUUAGGGUCAAACUUCUUUUCAGGCGUUUUUGGAAUUGGUUUUAAAAAACUGUUUUAACUGUUUGCAAAUCUCCCUGAGACACAUAGAAAUGGUGCUUUGUAGAUACGUCAUAUAUUGAAUACAAUCUCAAAGCAGUUUGGAAAUAAAAACCAUUUCCUAUGUGUAUAUAAACAGUUUAAAAUCCAGUGCAGCUACAUACUAGUCCAACACUCUUUAUUUUAUUUUUUAAAAAUGAUAUUUAUUAAAGUUUCAAAGAAAAAAUUACAUAGCUAAAAAGAAAAAGAAAUAAAAAAGGAAAAAAUACAAAAUACAGAAAAAAGAUAGAAAACACUUAAAAAAAAAAACACACAUCGAUCUUUCCAUAACUUACAUUUCAUUUCCUUACUUCCCUGACUUCCUCACACCUCCCUUUUUUGUAUUCCAGUUCUAUUAGUUAAUUCAGCAAUUCCUUUCCCUCUUUGUUUUUAUCUUAAUCCUUUAACUUAACAUAUUAUAACUUUAGAUUCUCAUCUGUUAACAAUCCAUUUGUACAUACACCUUUAUAACAUUGCUGCUAAAACCACUUAAUUUCAUUCUGACAUCAUUCUAACAUUCAUUAAUUUUGCAAUAUUUCUGUAAAUAGUCUUUAAAUUUCUUCCAAUCUUCUUCCACCGACUCUUCUCCCUGGUCUCGGAUUCUGCCAGUCAUUUCCGCCAGUUCCAUAUAGUCCAUCACCUUCAUCUGCCAUUCUUCCAGAGUGGGUAAAUCUUGUGUCUUCCAAUACUUUGCAAUAAGUAUUCUUGCUGCUGUUGUGGCAUACAUAAAGAAAAUUCUGUCCUUCUUUGGCACCAGUUGGCCGACCACGCCCAGGAGAAAAGCCUCUGGUUUCUUCAAGAAGGUAUAUUUAUAUACCUUUUUCAUUUCAUUAUAGAUCAUCUCCCAGAAAGCCUUAAUCCUUGGGCAGGUCCACCAAAGGUGAAAGAAUGUACCUUCAGUCUCUUUACAUUUCCAACAUUUAUUAUCGGGCAAGUGAUAGAUUUUUGCAAGCUUGACUGGUGUCAUGUACCACCUGUAUAUCAUUUUCAUAAUAUUCUCUCUUAAGGCAUUACAUGCCGUAAACUUCAUACCUGUGGUCCAUAACUGUUCCCAGUCAGCCAUCAUUAUGUUAUGUCCAACAUCUUGUGCCCACUUAAUCAUAGCAGAUUUAACCGUUUCAUCCUGAGUAUUCCAUUUCAACAGCAAGUUAUACAUCUUUGACAAAGUCUUAGUUUUGGGUUCUAACAGUUCUGUUUCUAAUUUUGAUUUUUCCACCUGGAAGCCUAUUUUCUUAUCCAAAUUGUAUGCCUCCAUUAUCUGAUAAUAAUGAAGCCAAUCUCACACUUUGUUUUUUAGUUUCUCAAAGCUCUGCAAUUUCAGUCUAUCUCCCUCUUGUUCCAGAAUUUCCCAAUAUUUCGGCCAUUUGGCCUCCAUAUUGAGCUUUUUCAGAGCUUUCGCUUCCAUCGGUGACAGCCACCUUGGGGUUUUAUUUUCCAGUAGGUCUUUAUAUCUUAUCCAGACAUUAAACAAUGCUUUCCUGACAAUAUGAUUUUUAAAUGCUUUUUGUGCUCUGACCUUAUCAUACCACAAAUAUGCAUGCCAUCCAAAUACAUUAUUAAAACCUUCUAAGUCCAAAAUGUCUGUGUUUUCAAGAAGCAGCCAUUCUUUCAGCCAGCAAAAAGCUGCUGAUUCAUAAUAAAGUUUAAGGUCUGGCAGGGCAAAUCCACCUCUUUCCUUUGCAUCCGUUAGUAUUUUAAAUUUUAUUCUAGGCUUCUUGCCCUGCCAGACAAAUCUAGAGAUAUCUCUCUGCCACCUCUUGAAGCAAUCCAUUUUGUCCAAAAUUUGCAAUGUUUGAAAGAGAAAUAACAUUCUAGGCAAUACAUUCAUUUUUAUCGCAGCAAUACGGCCUAGCAGUGAAAGCUUCAAAUUUGACCAAAUUUCGAAGUCUUUUUUCACUUCAGCCCAGCAUUUUUCAUAAUUGUCUUUAAAUAGAUUCCCAUUUUUUGCUGUCAUGUUAAUCCCCAGGUAUUUCACUUUCUUAACCACUGUUAAACCUGUCUCAUUCUGAAACCUCUCUUUCUCAAUCACAGUUAAGUUUUUCUCUAAGACCUUUGUUUUUAACUUAUUCAAUUUAAAUCCUGCAACCUGACCAAAUUCUUGAAUCAGUUCCAAAACCCUUUUAGUACUAGAUUCUGGCUCCUGCAAUGUCAAUACUAAGUCAUCUGCAAAUGCUCUCAAUUUGUACUGUUUAGCUCCGACUUGUAUACCUUUAACCAAUUGGUCCCUUCUAAUCAUGUUCAGCAGGACCUCCAGGACCAAUAUAAAUAGCAAUGGGGAGAUUGGGCAACCUUGUCGUGUCCCUUCUUCUAUCUUAAAUUCCUCUGUCACCACGUUAUUUACAAUUAAUUUAGCCUUUUGUUCUGAAUAAAUUGCACUUAUACCGUUUUCAAAGCCUUGGCCUACCCCCAUCCCCUGUAGGUUCUUCUUCAUGAAACUCCAAGAAAUAUUGUCAAAGGCUUUCUCCGUGUCCACAAAUAUCAAAACUGCCUUGGUAUUUAUAUUCACUUGUAGUUUUUCUAAAAUAUUGAUUAUGUUUCUCACAUUGUCAGACAAAUGUCUACCCAGGAGAAAGCCUGCUUGAUCUUUAUGUAUCUCUUCCAUUAGGACUCUUUUUAGUCUUUUAGCCAAAAUGUCUGCAAAGAUUUUGUAAUCCACAUUGAGCAGUGAUAUGGGGCGGUAGUUCUUAAGCUGGGUCUUUUCAGUCUCUAUUUUCGGUACAAGUGUAAUAUACGCUUCUUUCCACGACUCUGGUGCCCUUUUCCCACCCAUUAUUUCGUUACAGACUUCCUUUAAAGGUUGUACUAGCCAUUCCUUCAAGGAUCUGUAGUAUCUAGAAGUCAGUCCAUCCGGUCCUGGAGAUUUACCUAGUUGCAUAUUCUGAAUGGCACCUUCUACCUCCUGUUCAGUUAUUUUAUAGUUCAGCAUUAAUUUAUUUUCUUGAGAGAUUCUUGAGAGAUAUGAUAGCCAUGUUCAAAUAUAUAAAAGGAUGUCACAUAGAGGAGGGAGAAAGGUUGUUUUCUGCUGCUCCAGAGAAGCGGACACGGAGCAAUGGAUCCAAACUACAAGAAAGAAGAUUCCACCUAAACAUUAGGAAGAACUUCCUGACAGUAAGAGCUGUUCGACAGUGGAAUUUGCUGCCAAGGAGUGUGGUAGAGUCUCCUUCUUUGGAGGUCUUUAAGCAGAGGCUUGACAACCAUAUGUCAGGAGUGCUCUGAUGGUGUUUCCUGCUUGGCAGGGGGUUGGACUCGAUGGCCCUUGUGGUUUCUUCCAACGCUAUGAUUCUAUGAUUCUCUCUGCCUCUACAAAACUGAGUCUGGAGUGACUUGGCAUUCCAGCAGAAGUGGAGAAGCUCUGCCUUCUAUGCCUCUAUCCCCUAAUUAUUUGACAGCCAGAUUUGUCUCCCUCCAGUCUCCCGACUGCAUUGUGAGAGCGAGUCUUUCAAGAUGGAUUUGAUCCUGGAUGUGAACAUACAGAUCUACCCUGUCGAUCUUGGUAAGUGAGUGCAGUCAGGGGGCUUGCCUGGCAGUGUUUCUCUGACCCAGAGCUAGUUAAAACUUUUUUAGCACAUGGAUCAUUUUCCCUGCACACCCACCCAUCCCAACAUUACAUGCCAGCAGUGAAUGUGUCCAUAGCAAAAGCAGGCAUGACCAUCCCGUAAUCACAAACACGCAUCACACUUACACAUUCCCAUUGCACACUUGCCACAUGCAUAGAUUUCCCCCUCGCCCAUUGUUUGAAUGCACCCAUAUGUCUUGAAACACAUGACAUUUUUUUCCUGGAAAUACAGCUGCCAAAUGCGUGAUGUAUGAAGCUAGACCAGGCAUGUCCAAAGUCCAUUUUGGGGGCCUAAUCCGGCCCGCUGGUUGGUUUAAUCCGGCCCCUGUGGCAGUUUAUUUCCUGGGGUAAAAUCCUAAAAAAAAACUCAACAAUUUCAAUCCUGAAAGAAAGCUCAACAACUUCAAUCCUAAAAAAAGGUCAGCAAUUUUGGUCGGCCAUCACGGCCCUUCACUUCAUCAAAUCUGGCCCUCUUUGAAAAAAGUUUAGACACCACUGAGCUAGACAAAUGCAUUGCGACAUUAAUCUCACAAACAUUAGCUGUAGUGAAAAGACUCCUCGCUGUCUUAUUUUUGUUUUCCCGUUCAUUUCAGGUGACAAAUUCCGCCUUGUGAUCGCCAGCACCUUGUAUGAAGACGGGACCUUGGAUGAUGGAGAAUAUAACCCAACUGAUGACAGGCCAUCCAGGUAAUGGGGGUCCAGAGGAUGGCAAACAGAGAACUAGCCAAGGAGAGGGCUUCACAAAUCAGUCCUGUGGUUGUGUGCCCUUCCUUUCAGCCUUCUGUAAGGUCGAAAACUAGCUUCUUUUUGUAGUUCCUCCGAAACCUACACUAGAUGGUAUCUGUCUGGCUCGAGAGACAAUGAAGUGUGCCUCCCAGGGUGAAGUCAAACCACUGUGUUAGCAGCACAAAAGUGUCUUCUCCAGGGCAAAAGCAUGGGCAGUGUAGAGACCCAAAGUGUGUCCUUACUUGAAGUGUAAACACAAUGGUUCUACUGCCUAAUCCAUGGGUUGGGGAGCUGAAGCCCAGGGGCUAAAUGUGGCCAGCCAGGUCUCUCUGUCUGAUUCUUGGAGCUCUCUCCUGGCUGUACCCCUCUCUGGCUCUGCUUUGCACCACAGGUAUUUCUGCCUCUGUGGAAUGUCUCUUUGAACUCUAAUGAUGCCCUUUGCCAGUCUGGAUGGAGGAUUGAGAGACAGAGAGAAAGAUUUGCAUGCCUUGCUCCACCCACUUCUUCCUCUGGCCCCUCAUAGGUUGCACAGGAUGAAGUGCAAGCCCUUGAGCUGAAUUAGGUUCCCCACCCCUAUUUUCAUCCUCUGCAGUUUGCUCCUGAUGCACAGGGCAUCUGUCUGUCUGCUUGGCACUCCCUAAGCCACUCCUCUCAUGAGCUCCCUCUUCAGUUCUUCCUGCUCCUCUUAAGUCCUCCUGGGCUGGGCCAGAGAGGAAAGAGCUAUAAAAGGGGUGCUGUUUGCUGCAGAUGUGCUGCACAAUAUUUUGUUUGCCUUUGUUACCCUGUAUGUAUUUUACAUUUAUUUCCUGCCUUUCCUCCAAGGAAUUCAAAGGGGAGGUUGUGGCUCUCUGUUCUCUGCACACUCUGAUCCUCACAACAACCUUGUGAGGUGGGCGGGGCAGAGAAAGAGAGAUUCUGCCAAGGGCACCUAUGUUGGAAGGCAGAUUUGAAACCAGGUUUCCUUAGAUUUAGUCCAGCACUCUAGCCGCUAUACCGUACAGCCCAAGGAUGGGACACCUGUGGUCUCGCACUUGUGUUUGGCCUACAGUGCCUACCAUCCCUGGCCAUUGACUAUUCUGGCUGAGGCUGAUGGGAGUUGGAGUCCAACAAAACUUGGGAGGGUCGGAGUUUGCCCAUCUCUGAUAUGACAUGCAGGACAUCUGGUGAAGGCAUCUGAACUUAUUGUUCCCCAGGCUGCAAGUGGAUUUAGAAAGAGGAAAUCCGCAGGCUCUGUGAUCUGCACUGUUUAAAACUUGUGAUGCAGCUGAAACAGAUACGCAGAUCUUUAUUAGCAUGUUGGUACAACUUGAAGUGAUGCGAUGGCCACAAAACCACACAUGUUCUCUCCUUCUCUUCCACUGUUCCUUUUGGCUCCAGGGCAGACCAGUUUGAGUACGUGAUGUAUGGGAAGGUGUACAGGAUCGAGGGAGACGAGACGUCCACAGAGGCCGCCACACGCCUGUAAGUGUUCCUCCUCUUAUUUGCGGAAAGGGCUGGUUGGAAAUGAAUAGGUACAUAAUAACCUUCUCACAAGCUCUCUGAGCGUGGAGUAUAGCUCUUUGAAAUGCUCUAUGGAAGGAGUUAAGCGACUGGAUUGGGGGCAGUGGGGAGUGAAUAGGAACACAGUAGGAAGUCUUUCCCAGGUUGUUGGACGCCUGUCCUAUAGAGCCAAUGGAGCACCGCCCCACCAGUAAUAUGCCCUCAGCCAGCCCCACCUUCCUGGCAUCUAACUUACAGCCAGGCAGGCAGUGGUGUGUCCUGUCAUUGCCUCUGGCGCCACCUGCUGUUGAGCUCCCUGCCUUCCACCCUACCGGACCCACUGAGCACCAGCCGUGGAAAGUGAGGGCCAAGAAGGACGUCCAGCAGAACUGGGGGCAGGAUGGGGACACAGACAUGCAGCCUCUUGUGGGAGUGAGGUCCAUAGUUUAAGUGUUGCAUGAUUCCGCUGGGGUUGUUUUAAGCCCCUGUGGCUGCCGUGGUCUCCCUUCCUGCGUCUCACCUUUCUCUGGCCCACCCUUCCUCCUCUAGCUCUGCCUACGUGUCCUACGGUGGGCUGCUGAUGAGACUCCAGGGAGAUGCCAACAACCUGCAUGGCUUUGAAGUAGACUCCAGGGUUUAUCUCCUGAUGAAGAAACUGGCCUUCUAACCGCCUUGGGAGUUGUCGUGGCAGCAGCUUGGACUCAGUGUGGGGCAGUGUUGGCAUUUGCUGCCUCCCAAGUAUACGGAGGGAAUAUUGCUGGCAUGGGGUGUGUGUGUUAAAAGAAGCAUCUCUCCCCAGCUCCUCUCCUCCUCCUCCUCUUCCUCCUCCUCACAUCCCCCCAGCCAAGCCUCAAGGAAGAUCAUCUUUCUUCGGAUUCUGCCAGGACUGCAGUGUGAAAAUGUAUCCCAAAUGUCCCCUUGGUUGCAGCAGGCAGAGUGCCAGGCCAACUGAGAACAUCCCCUACAACUAAGAUGUUGAAAGGGCUACGGAUUUUCUCUGUGCCUAUGAUAAACUCAUUUUUAUUACACAGGUGAUUGUGGUAAGGACACAGUUCUGUGAGAACCAGCAUUGCCAUCAUAAGCUGGGUUGGGAACGGCCAUCUUCGCUGGGGGCCUGGGGAAGAGGAGGUAGCCUCUGUUUGACCUCAGUUUCUUACCUUAAUUAAAUGUAGCUUUUAUAUAAAUAUAUAUAUUUGGCUGUUGUAUAUACG